This is a messenger RNA of Homarus americanus (American lobster), 479 nucleotides long. RefSeq lists its product as uncharacterized. The transcript is spliced from 3 exons. Lineage: Eukaryota; Metazoa; Arthropoda; Malacostraca; Decapoda; Nephropidae. The record is from RefSeq and is a predicted model, not a curated record. Bases 1 to 471 code for a protein of 156 amino acids.
AUGCCGUGUGGUGAGAAGCUUGCACAGAGGACACGUUGGAAGUUGGAUGAUGACGGUUUCCACUUUACAACAUUCAAGUUAAAAGAGAUUCUUAAUGGUAUGAUUAAAGGUUUUGAAAAAUGUCAGUUCCACAAUAGCCUCCCAGGAGCCAUACGCAGAGAUGUUCCCUAUUACCGUGAUCUGGCCGAGAUAUACGACGAGUACGGUCGCUGGCCCCACACACAAAUAUCCAGAACAAUGGAAAUGAGGACCAGCAGAAAAUUCAGACUGAGGCUCCAGGUGAGUCAGCAACUGUGGUCAGCAGAGGAGUCAAGGGCACUACUACAAGUGUAUCCUGAUGUGCUGGAGUCCCACGUCAGUCAAAAUUUGAGCCACCAGACCAGUGAUCUCUGGCUUCAGGUUGCCAAGGCUUAUGCUGCUACAGGAUUCCCAAAGAGAGAUGUUCCCGAGGUAUGUUAUGUGAAGAAUUAACCUUAACA